GAAGCAGGACACGAGAAAACAUCAGAACAAAUCUAACAUGAGCCGCUUUUUUAUUUUUAAUCUCUUCAUUUCCAGUGUUGCCAGUCAGGCAUGGAGGCAGUUUAGUUUUAAAACUGGAGCAUCUGUCACCAUCCCGUGUCAUUAUGAUAGGACAUAUAUACAACAUAAGAAAUACUGGUGCUAUGGUACAACAUUCAGUUCCUGCAAAAUUCAGGCGUAUGCCAAUGAGACACAGGGGAAAGUGACAGUGACUGAUAACCCAGCGGAGAGUCUCUUUACUGUGACUAUGAAUAAUCUCCAGACAGAAAACACUGGAAUGUACUGGUGUGCUGUAAAGAUAGGUGGAAUAUUUGAUCCAGAUGUAAAAGAAGACUUUUAUAUCACAGUGAAUUCAGAUCCUGAUCUGUCUGUGUUGGAGAGCAGAGUGAGUGGUGAGGAAGGAGGCAGCGUCACAGUCCAGUGUCUCUACAGCGCUGCGUAUCAGAAUACACAGAAGAAGUGGUGCAGAUUCAAUGAUAGGUUGUGCACAUUUAGGAGUACUGAUACAUCCCAGAAUUCAGCAGUGCAGGUCAGUGAUGAUGGGAGAAGAUCCUUCAGUGUGCAGAUGAGUAGACUGAAGAAGAGUGAUGCUGGCUGGUACUGGUGCAGUGCAGGAGAUCUGCAGGUUCCUGUUCACAUCAGUGUCUGUGCCGAAGCUCCAGUGACAGAUUCUUCAGAUUCCAGCAGUAAAGAACCCACAAAGCCAGUGCAGUUCUGUAUUGCACACAACUGAAGGACGUGAUGUUGGUGGCACUGCAGCAUUAAGAAGCUGGCACAUUCAAUAUAUUCAAUUAUUUUUUGUAAAAAAACAGCACAGUCAGUCAUGCGUUAAUCCUUACAUAUCAGUUAGAACACAUUGUCAUACAUUUCCCAUAAAGAUCAAUAAAAUACAUCUAUCUAUAAUGCCCUCUA
Molecule: messenger RNA, 951 nt
Organism: Ictalurus furcatus (blue catfish)
Lineage: Eukaryota; Metazoa; Chordata; Actinopteri; Siluriformes; Ictaluridae
Product: polymeric immunoglobulin receptor-like
Exons: 5
Coding region: 38-772 (244 amino acids)
Source: RefSeq, a predicted model, not a curated record